AUGGCUUCGACGUUUGAUGUACCGCCUGCCAGUCUUCAUGACAAAGAUAACCGCCCUACUCAACACUUCUCUACCUCGGGUCAGCAAGGAUCGACCUCAUCGUUCGACUCGAACCAACUGCCUUCUACAUUGUCGCGCAUCGACAGCGACUCACUAUCUCCGAUCAACUAUCUUGAGACGCCCGAGUCCAGUUCUAGCUUGGGCCACUACCCAGCCAGUGACUUCAGCGAACUAGGCGACGAUCCGUUCUUUGGUGCCGACUUCAGCGCCAAUGGAGGCACUCCCAACUUUUUGGAGCAGGACUUGACCGGACUGGACCAACCUUUUACUCCUGGUAUCAUGCCAGACAACAACGUGGACGCUGCUGGUACAUAUCCAUUGACGCCUGAGCAAACAGCGUCGGUCCAUCCCACACCACCUCAGAGUAACCUUUCGUACGCUAUCAAGGGCUCUGCGCCAUCGGAGCUCCCCAACUGUAUCUCACCACAGCAGAUCCAAAAGAACUUCAACCCAUACCCAAUUAAUACACAGACAUCUGAUUUGACGCCAAGUCAGAGUAGCAGCUGCCUUUCCAGUGAAGACGGUGGCAUUCCUAUCAUGACCAGUCCUCGGGUUACUGUCUCCAUGUGGGGCAACCAUAAUGAGACUCUUGUUCACAGCUCUGUUGAGCGCGGCCUCGAAGACAGCCCCACCACCGUCCGUGGCGGAUUCGAGUCUGCUGGGGAUUUGAUAUCCUCCGGAGAUCAUUCUUCCCCUCGUGAUUCGACCGGCAGAUGGCAGCCUAAUUCAUUAACAGGCCAAGCUGGUCUCGAUCCCACGAGCCGCCCCACCAACGAAAUACCAAGCAUUAAUGAGCUUGCCGCUGGUCGCGAUGACGAUGAACGUAAGGAGGUUGUGGGUGAUUGGUUGGCCGAUAAGAUGAAUGAUCUUUCAGUCAAGCCAGAUGACAACUCACGAGAUCAAAUCAACGAGCUGAACCUUCAGCGGGACGAUCCGGCUGAGCAUGAAAUUCCAUUCGGUCGUGAGACCGAGAAUAGGUUCAUUCCCGGCCAGACCUACUACCGUGACCAGGGCGAGAUGAACCAGCAAGAUCGCGAAAUAGUUGCUAAAAACCGGAACUGGUCGGAUUCACCCAUGUUCCCUUCUAUCAUUCGGGGACAGCCUGGAAGAAACCAACCCGAGACAUCGGCAGCGGCCAUGGAACGAUUCGAAAGGAUGUACCGUGAUACCGACUCCAUCUUGUCCAGAGCUGCGACAUGGGGAACCCGUCGCCGAAGUCUCCCCAGUGUUUUCGACCUCGACAUGGCCGACGGCACGAGUGGUGGUCUCCUGAAAAAGCUUUCGAGUAGCCGAGAGAACAAGUCGAAUAAGCCGGGAAGUCUCCUUAGAAAUCUCCAAGGCCUAGUGCGGCGACCUAGUGCAUCACAGAUUCUCAAGCGUACGCGCAGCAGUGGCAAUGACGAAGAGAGUUUACCAAGCAGUGAGGGCAGAGGAAGCCAAGAUUCGAAACGUGAUAGUAUAUCCAAGCGAGGAGACAGCAUCUCUCACCUUGCGCCACCAAAUCGCAUGGGCAGCUGGGGCAAGAAGCCUAUGCCUUCGAUCAACACGGCGAUUGCAUCCAUGGGUAGCAAUAUUGCUUCCAUCGGAACUGCACAUGCCCGAAGCGGAUCUGUUAGCAACAGCGGCACCCCUGUCGGGUCUAUCACAUCGCCCAAAAGCCCCUUUGGGGGACUCUCCGUCAAGAAGUCACUUCGUCGACCUCGAAGCAAAUCAGAGCUUCCGAAGUCUACCUCAAGUGGUAUAAAGUCAGAGAGCCACCCAACUCUCGUAUCAAUGUGGAAGCGAGAGACUGGUGGACCCCCUGUGGCUGCUCUGGCCAAGACUAAGCACGCCGAUCUUGAAGACGAUGAGGAUGAUGAAGAUGAUUUCAGUGAUGAAGCUGACAUGAGAACAAACCCGAAUGUUAUUGACAACAUAACCCCCAAUCUUGAAGGGUUCCAGCAACAUAUCAUCGACCUAAAUCCUGACCUGGCGAAUACCAACACUUUCCUUGUUGAUCGAAUCGCUUACCACCAGGUUCAACGAUAUAAGUAUUUACUUAAGAACCAGGUCUCUCAUAUUGGUCUGGGUGCAGCAUGUUUGUCUGGAACUAUGUGUGUCGCCAACAGUGGCUCUGCUAUUCUGUUGGACCAGAAUAAAAAUAUACGCGACCUGGAUCCUCUUCAGUCUUCAAACGACGACGAUGACGGAUCUCCUGUUGAGGGCGCUAUCAACAACGAGAGUUUCCCCCAGGAUAUCCCGAUGCCUCCCACUAGCCACCUCCCAGCUGAGUUCGAGUGCCGAUUGUGCUUUGCGACCAAGAAGUUUAUGAAGCCAUCCGACUGGACAAAACACGUCCACGAGGAUGUGCAGCCCUUUACUUGCACUUGGGAUAAGUGCCCUGGGCCAAAGAUGUUCAAACGCAAAGCCGAUUGGGUUCGUCAUGAGAAUGAAGGUCACCGACACCUUGAGUGGUGGACAUGUGAUGUAGAAGCAUGCCACCACCAAUGUUUCCGCCGGGACAAUUUCCUUCAGCAUCUCGUACGAGAACACAAAUACCCCGAGCCGAAGGUCAAGAGCAAGACUGCCAUAAAGAAAGCGGGUGGUUCUGAACCCACGUGGCAAAAGGUUGAGCAGUGUCACCACGAGACCACCAAGAAACCAUACGAUGAGCCCUGUCGCUUUUGCGGAAGAACAUUCCCAACAUGGAAGAAACUGACUGUGCACCUGGCCAAGCACAUGGAGCAAGUCUCUCUGCCUGUGCUCAGACUCGUUGAUGCCAAGGCUAGCGAGCUCAGUGCUGACACUGUGAUCAGCCCAGUGCAAGAUCCUCCUCCACGCAACAUCCUAACUACGCCCAUUGACCAGACCAGCCUGGCAAUGCAGUAUCCUCUGGGAGGCCAACAACAGCAUAUCCCGCAACAAACUCACCAAAUGUACCAGAAUCAGAAUCAGAACCAGAACCAGAUGACAUACCCUGUUAUGGGAUCAGAACCUUAUCACCAGCAGCAACAGCAAGGGUUUUACACAAACCAGUAUACUAAUGUUGGUACUGCUGGGCACAGCUUUCCUUCAACACAUGCCGAAAUGGGGUUGCAUCCUAUGAAUCACCAGAACUUCAAUGCUGCACCAAUGCAGGAUAUGAAUGUGACCGGCGCAGGUUAUCAGCAAAGCACCAACGCCUUUAUGAUGCCCAAUGAUGGGAUGGGUACAUACUCCCAAAUGAACCCUCUGGGCCUUAGCAAUGGCAUGCCUGUGGGACAAAUGGGACAGAUGGUGUAUGAUGGGAUCACAGACCCUUCAAGCGGGAAUGGGAGCCCUUUUAGCGGACAAGAAUCCAUUUCUCCUUACUCCCACUCUCCCAACUUGAACUCCAACACAGGUAAUGGGAUGUGGGGAGAUGGCCGGAUGGCCGGAUACCAAUGA
Fusarium sp. VM40 is the source of this 3465-nucleotide messenger RNA. The record is from the annotation of a GenBank genome assembly. Lineage: Eukaryota; Fungi; Ascomycota; Sordariomycetes; Hypocreales; Nectriaceae.